Talaromyces amestolkiae is the source of this 612-nucleotide messenger RNA. RefSeq lists its product as uncharacterized. The transcript has a single exon. The record is from RefSeq and is a predicted model, not a curated record. Bases 1 to 612 code for a protein of 203 amino acids. NCBI's taxonomy places the organism in Eukaryota, Fungi, Ascomycota, Eurotiomycetes, Eurotiales, Trichocomaceae.
AUGGUUCAACUCGAUUCCACUCCAGCGCUUGUAGUGGUCGACAUGCAAAAUGGCUUCUGCCACGAACAAGGUAGCUUCGCAAAGCUGGGCGCGCAAAGCGAACCAACAGCGAUUGUUCCACAUAUCAAUGAGCUGCGCUCCGCUUUCCGCACCGCUAAUAUGCCGGUCUUCUUCUUGAGGACAGGAUACAACCCCAACUACUCUGACAGACGUCGCCGCGACCGUGGGGAUCGUCUUGAACAAUUACAAGGUCUUAUACGAGGGUCUUGGGAUGCCGAUAUCCUCGAUGAGCUCACACCCCAACCCGGCGAGAAUGUUGUCGAAAAAACGAGAAAUUCUGGUUUCUUUCGUACAUCGCUAGAAGAUACUUUGAAGGAGCGCGGAGUCAAUCAUUUGAUUCUUACAGGAGUGGGAACGGAUGUAUGUGUCGAGUCGACGGCAAGAGAUGCCUAUCAAUUAGACUUUGCCGUCACUACUGUAAGUGAUGCAACUGGGACAUGCAACAGGCCAGACCAUCUAGCCGCUCUACACGCCCUACGAACUUUCGGCGGCACGGCGUCGACGGCAGAAGUGAUUAAAGCUUUGCAAAAGUUACAAGACUUCCACAAUUAG